CAAUAAGAGAAAAAGUGGAGGACAGAUAAACAACAGAGAGGAAAGGAAAAAGAAGUAAGAAUUCACAGAAUAUGGGAGGAAAAUACAGAGAAUAACUCCAGAACAACAGCAAAGACAGAGGAGGCGGAGAAGCAAGAUUUCCAGAAGAGGAGUCUCCAUCUCCAUCUGGGCUUUCAUUGUUUUGGUGAAAUUUGCCGGAAAAUCCUCGAAGUUUUGUAAUUUACAUGGAAACAUCUCAUCGUAUGGAGACGGAAGAAGAGAGGAAUAAUAAGAGAGCUUCAGAACCAGAGUUCUUCUUGCAGUGGGGGAACAGAAAGAGACUCAGAUGUGUGAGAGUCAAAGGCACAGAAAUCUCAGCCGACAGAUUCAAAUUCAAUGGUGGCAUGUGCAGGACAAUUACAUCGUCUCGGAUUCAUCGCUUUGCGGUCUCCACUUCCGGAAAAAAUGACAUCUCUGGAUUUCAAUCCAAUCGCCUCACCAGGAAUUCUGAUGGGGCUCUGCUCUGGUGUAGCGCAGGUGAGAACCGAAAGUCAUCUUCACCAGAGAAGGAGGAAAGGUACUACGCCACAAGAGGAUCAGUGGGUGUGGAUGAGAGUUGUAAUGGCAACGGGAAUGGGAAGGUUAUGAUGGACGGAAACAGUGUUGAGGACCGGGGGCUUGUUUGGCCGAAACUGUACGUCAGUUUGUCGAGCAAGGAGAAAGAAGAGGACUUUUUGGCCAUGAAGGGUUGUAAACUUCCCCAAAGACCUAAGAAAAGGGCCAAACUCAUCCAAAGAAGCCUACUUUUGGUGAGUCCCGGUGCAUGGCUCACAGAUAUGUGCCAAGAGAGAUAUGAGGUUAGGGAGAAGAAAAGUACCAAGAAGAGACCAAGAGGAUUGAAGGGGAUGGGUAGCCUGGAAACCGAGUCGGAGUGAUAGGUGUAAUUUAUACUGAAUUUUGUUGAAGCAGAAGGGAAGACAGUUUUCUUUGGUCUGUUUAGAAGAUGAAUGCGGUGUGUAAUGUAGAGUGGUAAGGCUUUUGUUCGAGUAAAAGGGGGUUAUUGUAAAUUACGAAAUUAUGUUUUGUAUACAAGUGUGAGCAAUGAAAAAUUAUGUUUUGUAGUGUGCAAA
Messenger RNA from Pyrus x bretschneideri (Chinese white pear), 1109 nucleotides. RefSeq lists its product as uncharacterized. The record is from RefSeq and is a predicted model, not a curated record. The transcript has 5 exons. Lineage: Eukaryota; Viridiplantae; Streptophyta; Magnoliopsida; Rosales; Rosaceae. The coding region runs from base 225 to 914 and encodes 229 amino acids.